AUGAACCUUAAAAAGAGGAAAAAGGACAGGAAUUUGGGUUCAGAAGAACAAAAUACUGAAAAGAGAACUAAACAAAUAUCUAUGAGGUCUUUUUUGGGGGCAAAAAAUGAUUAUUUUAAGGCAAUUGAGAGUAAAUUUAAUAAAGAAGUCUGGGUUAAUGGAUUGAAAGAAAAGGAACGAGAAUUACUUAAGGUUGAAAUUGAAUUUUUGGGGGAAAGUUGGCUUAAACUUAAAAAUUUUUUAAAUCAGGAAAAAAAAUUAUACACAAUCUUUCCUCCAGAUAAAGAUAUUUAUUCAUGGUCAUAUUAUACUCCAUUGAAUAUGGUUAAGGUUGUAAUUUUAGGACAAGAUCCAUAUCAUAACUAUAAUCAAGCACAUGGACUUUGUUUUUCAGUACGACCACCGACAUUACCACCUCCAUCUCUUAAAAAUAUAUUUAUUGCACUACAAAACGAUUAUCCAUCUUUUAAUAUCCCGAAAACUGGGCUACUAACGCCAUGGGCUAAACAAGGUGUUCUUCUUCUAAAUUCAUCUUUAACAGUGCGUGCACAUCAAGCAGGAAGCCAUGCGCAAAAAGGAUGGGAGGAGUUUACCAGUAAAGUUAUUCAAGUUGUACAGAAACACCGAACCAAUGGUGUUGUUUUUCUUGCAUGGGGCUCUCCUGCUGCUAAAAGGGUUGAAAAUGUUGAUAAAAACAUUCAUCUUAUUUUAAAAAGUGUCCAUCCUAGUCCAUUGUCUGCAAGUAGAGGAUUUUUUAAUUGUGGGCACUUUAAAAAAACAAAUGAAUGGCUUUCUCAAAAAUAUGGAGAAGAUGGUAUAAUUAAUUGGAAUUGUCUUGAUACAAAGGAAACUAUUAAUUUUUCUAAAACAAAUGCCAUUGUACCAGGAAAUUGUACUAAGUCAGAAACUACAUCUCUAAAAAUACUAUCGCAUUUUAAAAACGAAGAGACAAAUCAAGUAACCGAUAUAGUGAAUCUUUCUCAAGAAGAAUUAAUUGCAAUGGAAUCUAGUAUCACACUAGAAGAACUUAAUGAUAGUUUAUCAAGUAGUUCUAAAUCUAAUGAAGAAUAA
Pneumocystis murina B123 is the source of this 1071-nucleotide messenger RNA. Its product is annotated as uracil-DNA glycosylase. Gene Ontology annotation, cellular component: mitochondrion; nucleus. Bases 1 to 1071 code for a protein of 356 amino acids. Gene Ontology annotation, biological process: base-excision repair, AP site formation via deaminated base removal; base-excision repair. NCBI's taxonomy places the organism in Eukaryota, Fungi, Ascomycota, Pneumocystomycetes, Pneumocystales, Pneumocystaceae. The record is from RefSeq and is a predicted model, not a curated record. The transcript is spliced from 5 exons. Gene Ontology annotation, molecular function: uracil DNA N-glycosylase activity.